Caenorhabditis remanei is the source of this 525-nucleotide messenger RNA. RefSeq lists its product as uncharacterized. The record is from RefSeq and is a predicted model, not a curated record. The transcript is spliced from 5 exons. Lineage: Eukaryota; Metazoa; Nematoda; Chromadorea; Rhabditida; Rhabditidae. Bases 1 to 525 code for a protein of 174 amino acids.
AUGGACAUCAAUCAAAUCGAGAAGCGAAUCGCCGAUAUUGAGGAGAUUCUCGGCAUCGAUGACCUCAUCACGACAAAAUCCAUCCCCUCCCAAAUCGAAUCUCUCCAAUCGAAGCUCCGCGACGACUGCAAGGCCAAUCUCCUUAUGUCGAUUCCAGUCAAAAAGCUGGAGCAGCUCAAUAAAAUUGCCACAGAGACAGCCGGACCAUACGGCUCACUCGUCGAUAAAGUAGAAUCUAUAAAGUUCGCGGAGAACUUAAUCAAUGAAAGAGCCGAAAGAAUAAAGACUUUUUCGGAGGCUCUGGAGCCUUGCCUUGACACGGAGCUCUUCGGAAAGGUGGCCGAGUUGCAGCCAGAGCUCGACGCCCAGAUCGAGAAGUAUGAGAAGGCGUUGGAAGAUUGGGCGAAAACUUACGGAGAUUUCCAAACACUCAUCUCCGAACGAACGAUGAUCAACCGAAGGAUUACGGAGAAGGUGUUGGAGCUUCAGAAGAAAAUUGAUUUGAAAACUUCUUCUAAGGCAUAA